AUGACGCUCGCGCUGGUCGUCUUUCGACUGCUUCUCUCGGCCAUGGUGGUUAUGGCUGCCUCAAUACCGAAUGUAGGGAAGAGGUAUAUCAGUGAUGUUUUGUCAGAGGGAUACCGAAAUCUCUUUGACGAUAGUAUGAAGAUCCUCGAUAAUAACUUCGCCCUGCCAUUCUUGUGGAAGAGCCCGAAGCUUUCUUCUUGGUAUGCAGUCGGUCUACUAGCCCGCAACGAGGGGGACGAUGUCGAGAUAGCCAACAAAUUGAUCCACAACAUCGUCACGAAGCAAUAUACAGACCCGUCCUUCGUAGCUUAUGGCACAUUCCUGGGGGACUAUCAUGGCCCAUACGCGGAUGGAGAAAGUCUUUGGGAGCCCAAGAUAUACGGCUCGUAUGACCCCAACAACGCCCUCUUCGUGACCAUCGCCGGCAUCAUCAUCGACCACGACUUUGCUUCACUAUUGGAGCCUGAGGUGCUGGCCAACCUGAGGAAGGCUAUGUAUAUGGCGGUGGUAGGGGAUGGGUACAGGGUUGGAGGCGAGAGUGGGGAUAAUCUGUACCCGGGCUAUAGCAAUCCCUGGUACAUGAGAUGUGUCUCGGCAGCAUAUUUAGGCCAUAUGUACGAUGACGCCAACAUGACAUACUGGGCUGAGAAUUGGGCCCAGGAAGCCGUCGACCUCUUCAACCAGUACAACACACUCGCAGAGUUCAACAGUGCCACUUACGAAGGGGUCACCCUAUUUGCCUUGUCACUAGCCCAGUAUGCGCCCGACAACAGCACAAUAUACAAAGAAGCGCCUAGAUUGCUAGAGGCUAUCUGGGAUCAGAUAAGCGAGACGUACAACCCCUCUCUCAAUACAUUGUCGGGGCCGUGGGAUCGGACUUACGGCUUUGAUAUGACACAGUACUAUAGCGUGUUGGGGUCUGCCAUCACAGGUAUCACAGGGAAGCAAAAGUCUGAUCCCAUGCCUAAUCCCCUGGACGGCGCAAAUCACUACACCGACAUGGCUAUGAUGCCCAUGCAAGCCUACACUUCUCCUUAUAUCAUGUCCCACAUAUCCUCCAGCGCCAAGUCCCGCUUCUCCUCUCUUUACGCCCCUCACUCUUACACUGCUCAAUCCAUCUCGCCUCCUUGGGACAAAAGGGCCAGGAAUUAUACUUUCUGGCUCGAAAAAGGGCUGUCAGUCGGAGGGAUGACGUUCGACGAGAAGGAAGUGGGCGGGCCUUCUCUCAACCAGCCCAGUUUUAGUCCGGGUGUGAUCAUGUGGGAUGCCGGUAAGACUGGAACUGGAGCUGGUUGGAUUUCUUACUAUCCAACGAACCCGGCUUGCGAGAUCCUCGCUUCCUCCACCAACCUUACCAUCCGUUAUCCUCCCACUCAAGAUUGGCCUAACGGUACUACUUCUAGCUCUAUUCAACUCUUAAUCGCUGACCCGAGAAUAAAUGAGGCUCUGAGCAAUAUCCUCGAAGGAAGCGAUGAGAAAGACAUCGGAUUUGGGAAGGAAGCAUCCGCCUAUAUCUCUGCCGUCUACCAACGUCCGUAG
Molecule: messenger RNA, 1539 nt
Organism: Cryptococcus wingfieldii CBS 7118
Lineage: Eukaryota; Fungi; Basidiomycota; Tremellomycetes; Tremellales; Cryptococcaceae
Exons: 9
Coding region: 1-1539 (512 amino acids)
Source: RefSeq, a predicted model, not a curated record